CUCGAACUCCGUGCCAUUAAGUUGGGUGCUAUGUACGCGUCCAGAAAGGUAUCACUUUACCUGUCUGCAAUAGGGUUCCUUGUAACAAUAGUAGGCGCGAUAUGUCUUGGUAUAGCAGCUAAUAUGGAUUGCUAUGGAUACGAUGACUAUUACUGCGAUGGUCAAGCCCUGUUUCUCAAUGUGUCUGGUAUAACGCUCGUUGUACCAGGAGGAAUUAUGCUCUUCGUGGCUCUGAUCAUGUACUGUCGAACCAAGAACUCUCCAGAGCCCACUGUGGUUUCGUCCACCACCGCCGUCACCUAUCCCAGUGGAGUCAUCUAUCCACCUACUUCUACCCAGCUCAUCUACCCGCAAGUCUAUCCUCCUGUAACCACUCUCCAGGGCUAUCCGCAAAUUCAUCCCUCCGCAUCCACUGGCCAGGGUUAUCCACAAAUUUAUCCCUCCGCAUCCACUGAACAAGGUUAUCCACAAGUUCCUCCCCCUGCGUAUUCCCCUCCACCUUAUCCUCCAGCCUACGGGGAGCAACAGCAGAAGGGAUAAGUUGGUUAUUCCUCCACAUAGCCUACAUGGACUCCACUCAGCUCUAGUCAGUCUGAUCCGCUUAAUUUACUGCACUCGGCUCCACUCAGUCUGAUCCACUCACUGUACUACACUUAGCUCCACUCAGUCUGAUCCACUCACUGUACUACACUUAGCUCCACUCAGUCUUAUCCACUAAAUGUAUUACACUUAGUUCCAUUCAGUCUGAUCCACUUAAUGUACUACACUCAGCUCCAGUCAGUCUGAUCCACUUAAUGUUCCAUAUUCCAGGAAUCAGUUAAAGAGUGGUAAAUGUUAAUUUCCUAAUCUUUAUUUAUUUAUUAUUAUUAUUAAUCUGUAGCCAGAUGAUUGUUCUCUCAUAACCUUUCUUUCUUAGUUUAUUCAGAAUUGUGUAUAACAAAUGUCAACAGAAUAAAUGAAAUCUAUUA
Molecule: messenger RNA, 968 nt
Organism: Penaeus monodon (black tiger shrimp)
Lineage: Eukaryota; Metazoa; Arthropoda; Malacostraca; Decapoda; Penaeidae
Exons: 3
Coding region: 31-540 (169 amino acids)
Source: RefSeq, a predicted model, not a curated record